Messenger RNA from Pyricularia oryzae 70-15, 1071 nucleotides. RefSeq lists its product as uncharacterized. The record is from RefSeq and is a predicted model, not a curated record. Lineage: Eukaryota; Fungi; Ascomycota; Sordariomycetes; Magnaporthales; Pyriculariaceae. The coding region runs from base 52 to 1071 and encodes 339 amino acids. Gene Ontology annotation, molecular function: oxidoreductase activity. The transcript has 2 exons.
UAUUUUUUUCGCCAUCAAAACUUGCAGAAACACGAGCAACUCCAAAAAAAAAUGCAUCUCCUUUCCCUCUUACCCAUCUCACUCUUGUCAUUUCUCGCAACAGCGCAGGGUUAUGGCCAGUGUUCCCGCCCAAUCACCCGGCGCGAAUGGCGGACUCUUUCGUCCGGCGAGCAGCAAGACUACAUCGAGGCUGUGCAGUGCCUGAUGGAAAAGCCCCCGCGAUCUUCCAUCCCGGCCGCCAUCAGCCGGUACGACGAUUUCGUCGGAACGCACAUAGUGCAGGCCGACGAGACGCACUUUGUCGGCAUCUUUUAUCCCUUUCACCGCCUCCUCGUGGCCUCCUUUGAGCAGACCCUGCGUCGCGACUGUGGCUACGCCGGCGCCCAGCCCUACUGGGAUUGGACCUUGGAUCUCGACGACCUGGAGGGCAGCCCCAUCUUCGACCCGGACACGGGCUUCGGCGGUAACGGCGACUGGGUUGAUGGGACCUUGGACAAUCCAGAGUGGGGAGUUCCUGUGGUCGCGCACCAGGAUUUCGACGACAGAUCAGGAGGCGGCUGUAUCCCCAACGGGCCGUUCCAGGGCAUAGUUACCAGCAUGGGGCCGAACAGAAAUAUUGAGCGGCAGCGGGCUCGCUGUAUCAGGAGGGAUUUUGCUCCCGAGACUUUCCGGGACAGGUGCAAUGUCGAGGAGAGCAUGGACCAGGACUUCUUUGUUGGUUUCCACAGAGCCAGUGAAUCCAUGGCGCAUGCCAGCGGCCAUUACGGUAUUGGGGGUUUGUAUGGUGCCAUGACGGAUAAAUGGGCAAGUCCCGCCGACCCGAUAUUCUGGCUGCACCACAGCAAUGUCGACAGGUUGUGGUGGUCGUGGCAGAUGCGCGACAUUCAAAAUCGCCUCACUGACAUCUCUGGCCCUCUUGUGGCCCAUGAUUGGACGAACUGGAAGGGCGGCAACAUCUCUUUGGAGUAUCGAGUCAAGCUUUCGGCGAUUGGAGACGAGGCACCCAUCUUCGAUCUGAUGGAUAUACAGGGAUCGUAUCUCUGCUAUGACUUUGACGAGCUUUAUGAAUGA